AUCGCCGUGGCUUGUUCUCGCCCGCGAUCGCAUGAGUUCCGACCGAAGUGCGGGGCCGCGGUCUGUAUUUGCAGCAGAGCGGGCCCAUCGUCGCCCCAGGGGGCGGCGGGGUGAAAUUAUGGGGAAAAAGCCGGGGAAGAGAACUGAUUGACAUCAUCUCCCCCUCUCUUUCUUUUUCUCGUACUCCCACCACGAACACCAUGUCCGAGAGCUACUUCAUUGGCGUCGACGUUGGGACCGGCUCCGCGCGCGCGGGGCUCGUCAAGCGCGACGGUACGUUCGUCGCAUCGCAUACUGUCGACACGAAGACAUUCCGCGAUCCGAACGAUCACCGCAUCUUCGAGCAGUCGACGAACAACAUCUGGGAGUCGAUCUCGACGGCGAUCAAGACGUGCUUGAAGGAGGCGAAGGUCGCGCCGGAAGCCGUGAAGGGUCUGUCAUUUGACGCAACAUGCUCGCUGGCGGUGACCGACGCGAACGGGGACCCGGUAGUGGUGACGAAGGGGGAGCAGCUGGGGCAGAUCGGCGACCGGAAUGUGAUCCUGUGGGCGGACCACCGCGCAGAGGCGGAGGCGGACCUCAUCAACAGCACCGGGAGCAAGGUCCUGGACUACGUCGGGGGCACGAUGAGUCUCGAGAUGGAGAUGCCCAAGACGCUCUGGCUCAAGCGGCACAUGAAGCCCGAGCUCUGGUCGCGAUGCCAGUUCUUCGACCUCCCCGACUUCCUCACCUAUCGCGCGACCGGCGACAGCACGCGCUCGACGUGCUCCGUCACCUGCAAGUACUCCUUCGUCCCCGGCGAGGGCUGGCAGCCGGACUUUAUGCGCAAGAUCGGUGUCGGCGAGCUCGUCGACAACGACUUCAGGCAGAUCGGCGCGAAGGACCGGCACGUUCUUACCGCCGGUGUGCCCGUCGGGAACGGCCUCAGCAAGAAGGCGGCGCAGGAGCUCGGGCUGCUCGAGGGCACCGCCGUCGGCAGCAGUCUCAUCGAUGCGUAUGCGGGGUGGAUGGGCACGGUUGCGGCAAGAUAUGUGGAGAAUGGGAAGCUGUCGGAUGUGGUGCCGACUCUCGAUGAGUCUCGCCACAGAUUGGCGGCGUGCGCGGGCACGAGUACGUGCCAUAUCGUGCAGAGCCCAGAACCCCGCGGAGUGUUCGUACCUGGUGUGUGGGGUCCGUACAAGGAUGUCGUCUUCCAAGGAUGGUGGAUGAACGAAGGCGGCCAGUCGUCGACUGGUCAGCUCAUCGACUUCAUGAUCACGACCCACGCUGCGUACCCGCGACUGCAAGAGCGCGCUAAGCAGGAGGGCAAGAACAUCCACGUUGUUCUCCAGGACAUCCUCGAUGAGCUCGUCAAGGAGCAUGGUGUUGCGAAUGCGACCGAGCUCACAAGGGACAUCCACUUCUACCCUGAUUUGCACGGCAAUCGCUCCCCCCUCGCUGACCCGCGAAUGCGUGGCGCCAUCGUCGGUUUGACUCUGGACGCCGGCCUCCACGACCUCGCGCGCAAGUACUACCUCACCAUGGAGGCCAUCGCGCUGCAAACCCGACACAUCGUCGACCAGAUGAACGAGCGCGGGCACACCAUCACCUCCAUCUUCAUGUCCGGCGGGCAGGCCAAGAACCGGCCCAUGAUGCAGCUCUUCGCCAACACCUGCGGCACGCCCGUCGUGCUCCCCAAGGAGAGCGGCAACGCGGUCGUGCUGGGCGCGGCGAUGCUCGGGCGCUUCGCGGCGGAGGCGGCGGGGCGCGGGCUGGGCACGGAGGCGCAGACGCAGGUGCUGUGGGACGUGAUGGUGGAGAUGACGCCGCAGGGGGAGAGCGUGGCGCCGAAUGCGACGGCGAAGGAGAAGCGGUUGUUGGAGGCGAAGUACAAGAUCUUUAGGGAGCAGAUUGAGAUUCAGAGGAGGUGGAGGAAGGAGAUGGCGGAGGCGGAUAAGGAGUAGAGGGCAGGAUUGCGGAAUGGAGGAACGAGAGCUAGAGGGCCUUGUAAGUACAACCCACAGUCGCAGUGCUAUCCCGGCGGCUAGAUGUAGAUAUAACGGUAUCGAUAGACAACAUAAUGAGAACUUGUAUUGCAAUGGA
Messenger RNA from Schizophyllum commune H4-8, 2082 nucleotides. RefSeq names its product Pentulose kinase. The record is from RefSeq and is a predicted model, not a curated record. Lineage: Eukaryota; Fungi; Basidiomycota; Agaricomycetes; Agaricales; Schizophyllaceae. The coding region runs from base 201 to 1943 and encodes 580 amino acids. Gene Ontology annotation, molecular function: kinase activity; phosphotransferase activity, alcohol group as acceptor. Gene Ontology annotation, biological process: carbohydrate metabolic process. The transcript is spliced from 6 exons.